Paramecium sonneborni is the source of this 527-nucleotide messenger RNA. The record is from the annotation of a GenBank genome assembly. Lineage: Eukaryota; Ciliophora; Oligohymenophorea; Peniculida; Parameciidae.
UUUAAAAUAAAUCAAAUCCAUUAUUUUGCAUGGUUCAAGUAAAGAGAUAAGACAGAAGAAAAGUCUAUGAAUAUUUGUUAUUGGAAGGUGUUAUAGUAAUAAAGAAGGUAUAUUUUUACAUAUAAAUAUAAGGACAUGGCACUUCCAGUUCAUGCUGAAACAGGAGUAAAAAACUUAGAAGUUUGGAUGCUUUUGAGAAGUUUAAGAGAUAAAAAGCUUGUUGAUUUAGUAUUCUCAUGGUAAUACUACUAUUAUUACCUAAAAGCUGAAGGUGUAAAAUAUGUGAGAGAUAAAUUGGGUAUCUGAAAUCAUUUAUUGUAAAGGCAUUGUUGAAGAUGUUAUUCCAGCCACUUUCAAAAAAGCUGAUAAAAAGUUUGAAGAUGAUGUUCCUGAAUAAAGAAGAGGUCCAAGAGGAAAUAAACCUUUUGGUAGAGGUGGUAAUAGAGGACCAAGAAGAGCAGAAGAAACAACAACAGAAACAGCAUAACAAUAAUAAUGAUAUUGAUAUAUAAAAAAUGGUACAAUAU